UGUCCCUCCAACCUUCCUUGCAGUGAAGAUGGCCUUAAGGAUAACAAAAAUGGGGCAACAGGAAUGGAUCACUUUAAUGGAUUAUAACAUAUCGAGUGUGGAGUUAAUAUGCAGAUGCUCUGGUUCAGAAUGAGACCAAACUUUUCUAUUGAUGUCUGAUUUUAAGCUACGACGAAAAUGUGGCCUGUAACAGACGUGUCGACGUACAGAAAAUCACCUGGGAGACUUAACAGACCGGCUGCAGUGAGCCUGGCGCUACUUGCUGCUGUUCUACUAAUGGUUGAUAUCGGCCUGGGGGUUCACUACAACAAACUCCCAGAUACCAGACCUAAUGAUACAGAACGCAUCAGCAACGAGUUGGCCAAACUCCAGGAUACUUACAAGGCUGCAGUCGAAUCAUUAGACAGUGCCAAGAAGCAGCUGGACAGUGAGAUGAGUCGUCAGAUUCCAACAGACUGGGAGCUUGAACACCAGACAAGAAGAAGCACAAAGUAUAAAGAGCAGCUUGUUACAAAGACUGAGGAUGCUGCAAAACUGAAAUACCAAAUAGAAAUAAUGAGCAAUGGCUGCAAAUACUGUCCACCAAGAUGGAUUUUGAUGAACUCAGUGUGUUACUACUUCCCAUUCUCUGAAAGUGACGGGGUCAAAACAUGGCAAAAAGCGAGAGAUUACUGCCAGAUGUACGGAGGUGACCUUGCAGUCAUAGACAGCAAAGACAAAGAGAACGCAACUGUAAACCUCUUACUGGAUAACAACAAAUACCUCCCAGACCCCACUAGGGGCCUCUGGAUUGGACUGAAGAAUUUCCCCAGAGAAGAUACUUGGAGAUGGGUGGAUGGAAGAGCACUGGUUGAAGGGUACUGGGCUGAUGGAGAACCAAACAGUAACAAACAAGGUUACUCUGACUGUGGAGUUGUACGUGCCAAAGAAAACUUCUUCAAGGCUUGGAACGAUGUUAGAUGUGGACAAAAACAGAAAUGGAUUUGUGAAAAAGCCCCAAAUUAUACGACUUAACACUUUAUGUUUACAGCAUUUGCUCGCAAGCUCAACUUUUUCCAUAAAGAGUUAAAUUCACCUUGGAGACUUUCUGACUGAAUUUUUCUGUAAUGAUGAACAGUAUCUUUACCAAAUCAGAACCUUGAUUAUGUGUGUGCAUGCUACUGUUACACAUAUCUCUGUCUGCACAAUUUAAUAAACUGUUAACACUGUAUUUAAAUCCACCUACUUAACAUUUCACAAGUGGUUUAUAACACAAUAUAAUGUAGUUGUUUGUAGCUGUAAGGACAUUUUUACAUAUAGCACACUGAUACAAUACAGUAUUAAUUUGCCCUAUGACGACAUGCAGCAUUUCAUAUUAUUACCAACGUGUUUUACUACAUUAUCACUCAUCAUCUGUUUAAACACCAGCCUCCAUUUAUGGGCUUCCACAGGAGGGGUUAUAGUUUUGGUUUAUUAGUGUAAAAGGCUGAAAAUGGGGACUACAAAUUUAUUAUCAUAAUCAAUGUUGUUGUAAUUACUGUUGUUAUUACUAUUAUCAUUAUUGUUAUCAUCAUCAUUUGUUCUAUUAUUAUAACCAAUUGUAUCAUUAUGAUUAUUGUCAUUAUCAUUGUCAUUAACACUUUUAUCAAUUGCAUAUACCAACACUACUUCUACCGUCAUUUCAGCUCUUGAUACAAGGAUGUUAUAGUAUGGUAUUAUUAUUAUUAUUUUUUCAAUAGAUCAUGAUAGAGCACAUCUUGUUCUACUUGCUAUAUAUUGUUGUAAUUCUAAAGUUGAA
Messenger RNA from Epinephelus fuscoguttatus (brown-marbled grouper), 1777 nucleotides. RefSeq names its product CD209 antigen-like protein E. The coding region runs from base 178 to 1014 and encodes 278 amino acids. Lineage: Eukaryota; Metazoa; Chordata; Actinopteri; Perciformes; Serranidae. The transcript is spliced from 6 exons. The record is from RefSeq and is a predicted model, not a curated record.